CCCAACUUCUCUAUAAAAGAUAAAAAGGUGGCUAUAGUUAUUUCCAUGAUCAUGGACACAUGAGAAGGUGAGUGUUCUUCAAAUCCAAUCCUUCCAACACAGGGUUAGUUCAACACUAGCUUAGAGUAGUGUAGAACUUCAAUACCCAUGUCUUGAAAUUUUGAGAAAAGAUAAUUUUCUGUCUGUACUUCUUGUCUUUUGAAUCAUGAUCAAUGGCCCAUGUGAUUGGAGUUCUCUCUUGAUUUUCUUCAUAGAUUUUGAUUUUAUACUCUAGUGCACCACUUCUUUUCUCAUGGUCUUUGAUUUUGUCUAAUUGGAUUUGAUUGAAUUUAGCUUAAAGAUGGGCUAAACAUGUCUUUCGAAUCAUGAUCAAUGGUCCAUUUGAUUGGAGUUCUCUCAUGAUUUUCUUCUUAGUCAUUGAUUUUCUCCACAUGGGUCUGUUUCAGUUUCAUGAACGGAUUCUCUAAUGCACCACCACAUCUUUUCUCAUGGUCUUUGAUUUUGUGUACUUGGGUUUGAUUCAGUUUAGCUUAAACAUGGACUAACGUGUCUUUUGAGUCAUGAUCAAUGGCCCAUUUGAUUGGAUUUCCCUCAUGAUUUCAGUCAUAGUCAUUGAUUUUCUCCACUUGGAUUUGGUGCAAUUUUAUGAAUUGAUAUUCUGAUGUGUUUGCAUUGAAUUUCUUCCCCCCUUUUCUUCUUCUUUGAUUUUCUAUGGUUGGGUCUGGUUUGAAUUUCUUGAAUGGAUAGCCAAACUUCCACAUCACGUGAUUGAAUUUGCUUACGUUUCUCUUGAAAAUUUCCAUGUCCAUAUCAAAGAAAUACCAUAUAUUUCUUAACAUAUCUUUUCUCUUUAUAAUCCUAUCUUGUUUUCUGUUGAAUACUACAACUACUACCCAUCUAGGCCGUUCUUCAAUCUCUCAUUUUCUCUCUUCUUCACAUCCCUUCAAUUGCACAAAUGAAUGUUGUGGUGGCCCACAUGGACUUAAAGGCCACAAACCCAACUACUCACACCUCAGAUCAGAAGACCUAUAUGGGCCCCAAGGUUACAUUGACUAUCUUUACAUUUUCUAUUGCAUUUGUGGGAAAUGGCCUGUUUUGGGCUAUCUUCUUCUCUCCCUCUGGCUUCUCGUGCUGUUCUAUCUGUUGGGGAACACAGCUUCUGUGUACUUUUGUUCUUCUUUGGAGAGCUUAUCAAGUAUCUUGAAUCUCUCUCCUACAAUGGCUGGUGUCACACUCCUUUCGCUGGGGAACGGCGCGCCGGAUGUCUUGUCUAGUAUUGUGUCGUUCAUGGGGCCAGGGUCCACCGGCGACGUGGGCCUCAACAGCGUCCUAGGUGGGGCUUUCUUUGUAUCCAGCGUCAUCGUGGGGAUCAUAAGCAUUCUGGUGGCCCCACGUGGGAUUUCUAUUGAGAAACGCAGUUUUGUGAGAGAUGUUUGCUUCUUCAUCAUCGCACUUUCUUCUCUGCUCGUGACAUUGAUCAUUGGACGGGUGGUAAUUUGGGGCGCAGUCGCUUUCACUUCAAUAUACAUUGUUUAUGUGGUCGUCGUCUAUGCAAUGGAUUUACGAAGGAUGGAAGAUGUCGAGACCGCCCCCGUCAAUGUCGAUUCUCUCUUUCCCACAGAUGGAAACUUCUUCCAUUGUGGGUCUCCUGAAUUGGGUUAUUUGAGCACGCCGCUUUUGGCUGAUACUGAUAAAGAACCCAAUUUGACACCGAGGGAGGCCAGUGAAAGCGACGGCGAUCGGAGAGUUAUAACAAGGUGUUUUGUCUUCAAUUCAUACUACUUUGGUUGUUUUCUCAGAUUUAUGGAGCUGCCUCUGUAUCUACCAAGGAGACUGACUAUUCCUGUAGUGUGUGAGGAGAGAUGGUCUAAGCCAUUUGCAGUUAUUUCAGUUACAUUGGCGCCAGUUCUGCUUGCAGCCCUUUGGAAUUCCCAAACGGCAGACAUGGGCCUCAAAGCAGGCCUCCUGAUCUAUCUGACUGGUGGAUUGGUUGGAAUGCUUCUUGGGGUCCUUGCAUUUUUUACCACUGAUAGGUGUGGCCCACCAAAGAGAUUCCUGUUAGUUUGGCUUGCUGGUGGUUUUCUGAUGAGUGUGAUCUGGACUUACAUCAUAGCCGUUGAAUUGGUAGCUUUGAUGGCUUCAAUUGGAGAUGUACUUGGGAUUAGUCCUUCAAUCCUAGGACUGACUGUCCUUGCUUGGGGCAACUCGGUUGGGGACCUGAUUGCCAACGUGGCGAUGUCUUUAAAAGAUGGGCCUGAUGGGGCCCAGAUCGCCAUCUCUGGGUGCUAUGCAGGGCCUAUCUUCAACACAUUAGUGGGCCUCGGCCUGUCUUUGAUUUUCUCGUCCUGGCGUGCAUACCCGUCUUCGAUUCCACUCUCUAAAGACACGUCACUCUUCAUGACGGUCGGGUUUUUGGUCGGCGGACUGCUGUGGGCCGUCGUUGUUCUGCCGAAGAGGGGUAUGAAACUCGAUCGGGUGUUGGGUAGUGGGCUGUUGGCUAUUUACUUCUGCUUCCUCUCUCUCAGGCUGGGCCAGAAUAUUUGGGCCCCAUUAACCAACUUUUGAUCUGGACUGUAGGUUUGCGGCCCUCUUCAUUAACUGGCUAAUCGAUUCCGUGGAUCGCCUUCUUGUUGGGUCCCACUCAUAUGACACAGAAUAGUAGAAUGGCCUGUAAUCCUUUUUAAAUAGAGAGUUGUGAUCAUAGCAUGGGAAGUGCUGCGGCUUUCUCUGAAAAGCUCCAGCGAAACACAAUGCCUUAUUUUUUGGGCUACGAUUCGCACUUCCGCUGAUAUGAAAAUAUCAGCUGAUGUAAUAGAUGCAUAAAUGAUUCAUCUGUCAUAUCUACUGAGAAGUAAAAGCUAGAGCAUGUUCCCAGCCAUGUCCACAUGAGGUUGCUAUUGACAGUGGCGGAUGAUGGUUUUUUUUUUUUUUCUUUUACAUUAUGAAUGGUUUGUAAAUGGACUAAUUGGCUUGUAUACAUAUAAGUAUAUUCCUUCUUAUUUGUCAAAUAAAUGGAACUGGGAUCUAGCACAAA
Messenger RNA from Magnolia sinica, 3034 nucleotides. Its product is annotated as cation/calcium exchanger 1-like. The coding region runs from base 802 to 2565 and encodes 587 amino acids. The transcript has a single exon. Gene Ontology annotation, biological process: monoatomic cation transport; transmembrane transport. Gene Ontology annotation, cellular component: membrane. The record is from RefSeq and is a predicted model, not a curated record. NCBI's taxonomy places the organism in Eukaryota, Viridiplantae, Streptophyta, Magnoliopsida, Magnoliales, Magnoliaceae. Gene Ontology annotation, molecular function: monoatomic cation transmembrane transporter activity.